Messenger RNA from Elaeis guineensis (African oil palm), 1811 nucleotides. The record is from RefSeq and is a predicted model, not a curated record. NCBI's taxonomy places the organism in Eukaryota, Viridiplantae, Streptophyta, Magnoliopsida, Arecales, Arecaceae.
AUGAGUAUUACCAUUGUCAUUAUCAUUAUUGUUAUUACUAUUGAUCUUACUUUUAGUACUGCUAUUGCGGAGGCCCUGAGGAAGCACUACGAUCUUCGUUUUGUCACCUCUUCGCUGGAAAAGAAAGCGGAGGCCGCAAUCAAGGCCCGGCUCGAGAACGACUCGCCCCACCCUCCGCGUGGACCGACUGGAGCGGACCGCGGAUCCGGGCCGGGGACCCAGCGGAGGCGCCCGAUACUGCCGUCCAUGGCCUACGAGAUAGCGGCGUCGGCCGCGUCCUACGUCCACUCCCACGCCCAGGGCCUCCUGUCCCUCGGCGGGGAACCCGAGCCCACCGACGGCGGGGAGGCACUCGUCGAAGGGCCGGAGGAGGCGCAGUCGCCGAAGGGGACUUCCGAAUACGACACACUCGGCGAAGGGCCGGCGAAGGCGCAGUCGCCGAAGGAGAGUCCCGGUCGGGUAUACAAGUCCAAUGUGGCCGCGUAUGUGGCCACGUCGACGAUGACGGCAGUGGUGGCGGCGGAGGAGGAGGCGCGGCAUGAGGCGGCGAAGGAUCUCCAGUCGCUUCAUUCCUCGCCGUGCGAGUGGUUUGUAUGCGACGACCCCGGCACCGGCACUCGCUGCUUCGUCAUCCAGGGAUCCGAUUCGCUGGCUUCGUGGCAAGCCAACCUGUUCUUCGAACCCACCAAAUUUGAGGGGAUGGAGGUCCUGGUACAUCGAGGGAUAUAUGAAGCAGCGAAGGGAAUAUACGAGCAGUUCAUGCCGGAGAUCGAGGACCACCUGAAGCGUUGCGGGGAGAGGGCGAAGCUUCGAUUCACGGGGCAUUCGCUUGGAGGGAGCCUCUCUCUCCUCGUCCACCUCAUGCUCUUGGCUCGGGGCGCCGUCAAGCCGUCCACUCUCCUCCCCGUGGUGACCUUCGGCUCCCCGUCCGUGUUCUGCGGGGGAAAGCGGGUGUUGGAAGCGCUGGGGCUGGAGGAGGGGCAGGUGCUCUCGGUAAUGAUGCACCGGGACAUCGUGCCCCGGGCCUUUUCUUGUGGCUACCCAAACCACGUGGCCCAUGUCCUGAAGCGCCUCAACAGAGCUUUCCGCUCUCACCCUUGUCUCAAUAACGAGAAAGUCCUAUAUUCACCACUGGGCCAGACGUACAUCCUCCAACCCGACGCCAAAAACUCUCCUCCCCACCCUUUCCUCCCCCCAGGAGCAGCUCUCUACACCCUGGACGGAAGGAACACGGCCGGGGGCGCAUCGAAAGCGACGGUGGCCGGUGCCCUGAGAGCCUUCCUCAACUCGCCACACCCACUGGAGACGCUGAGCGACCCAACGGCCUACGGUUCCGACGGCACCAUCCUCCGCGACCACGACUCCUGCAACUACCUCAAGGCCAUCAAUGGCCUGGUCCGGCAGAACACCAAGUCAGUGGUCCGGCGGACGCGGCGGCGGCGUUUCAACCACUUGUGGCCCCUCACUACCACCACCACAAACAGGCUGACAGGUGACCCUUGGGGAGCCCACCAUGAUCGAAUGGAGAAGCCCGGGCUGGUCUCCAGAGAGGUGGUCGCCGGUAGGGCCUGAGGACUAGACGGGCUCUCCUGUGAAAUUUGGGUACCCUAGUUUGUACAUUGAGCUGUCUUUUUAUUUUUCUUUUGUCCUGUUCUAUCUUAACAAUGUACAGUAUAUACGAGCGCUGAAAAUUCAGAAUCUUGUCAGAGCUAUAAGGAGCCUUAUCUGGUUUUGGUUGGGUCUAGAUAGAUUGGUUGGGUCAAAUUAGAUUUGUCGCAUCUCUAAACUUGAUCCUGUUCUUGGUUGAGUCU